UUUGACAUGCUGCUGGACUCCUGUACAUCUAUAGUGGUACUUUGGAGGUAUUUUAACAAAUCGACAGCUAACACUAAGGGUAAAGAACACAAGGCUAUUAUUAUUUUAGGAAUAUUGUUCAUCGUGUUUUCUAUUGUCAUUACUGUAAAAUGUGUCAUAGCAUUGGUGGAGAAAACCGUCACAGCAGAGGAGCUGAUUCUUGCAGGAAUGAGUGCAGUGGCCGCCGUUGUCAUGACCACUUUAGCUAUCAUUAAAUUUAUAAUUGCUCGGAAGUUGAAAUCACGAAGUAUAUGCUGUGAUGCUUUUAGUUCAGCAAUGGGCGCCGUUAUCAGUUAUGGUAUAAUUCUAAGUGCUAUCAUUUAUGCUAAUUUACAAAUCUGGUACAUCGAUGCAAUUGUUGGUAUUCUUGUAGCUGUCGUGUUGGCAGGCUGGGGUAUAUGGGUUCUUGUCAACGAAAUACAAGAAAUGAAAGCGAGUGGAUAA
Saccoglossus kowalevskii is the source of this 483-nucleotide messenger RNA. RefSeq names its product transmembrane protein 163a-like. Lineage: Eukaryota; Metazoa; Hemichordata; Enteropneusta; Harrimaniidae. Gene Ontology annotation, cellular component: membrane. The record is from RefSeq and is a predicted model, not a curated record.